Molecule: messenger RNA, 3117 nt
Organism: Alternaria atra
Lineage: Eukaryota; Fungi; Ascomycota; Dothideomycetes; Pleosporales; Pleosporaceae
Exons: 2
Coding region: 1-3117 (1038 amino acids)
Biological process (GO): protein autophosphorylation; peptidyl-serine phosphorylation; autophagosome organization
Cellular component (GO): autophagosome; cytoplasm
Molecular function (GO): protein binding; ATP binding; protein serine/threonine kinase activity
Source: RefSeq, a predicted model, not a curated record
AUGGACGCUGAACCGUCUCAGCAGACACAGCCUGCUACGCAACAAGUCCUGGAUCCGCGGCGAUUAGGCAGGAACAAUUCUGGUCUUAACGAUGGUGAUAUUGCCGACGUUCUAGUCAUCCUCCACCCAGCCACUCCCACAGCUAUUCGGAUCGUCGAACAGACAGCGCAAACCCGACCUGAGCAUGUGCUCUUCCGCAACUCACUCGAUUCCAUGAGUAGUUCAAUCACCGAUGUUGAGGAGCAGGAGACUUUCAUCAUCAACGCCCCCGAAGGACGGCAAGGUGGCAGUUCGCGCGCUGGCGCAGACCUAGCCCUACGCAUGUCGUCUGCGAAGAGGCUGAAGUUUAAGCCGCUCGGAUUCAUAUUCGGACGCAACCACCAGAGCGCUGAUGUCAUCUUCGGUCAGGACUCCGGCAAGAGGAUAAGCAACCAGCACUUCCGCAUAUAUCUCAACGCGGAUGGUCUUCUCAUGCUCGAUGACAUGUCGACUAACGGCACCAUAGUUGACGAUUCGCUUCUGAAGUGCAAGGACCCACGCUUCAGCAAGAUGCGGAUGCUCAGCUCGGGAUCAAUCAUCUGUAUCCAAAACUCCAACGAUGCAGAGAUGAUCAAAUUUAUCGUGCGUGUACCUUCUCGCGUCAACUACAUGGACCGCUUCCGCGAAAACCUGCGCAACUUCAUCACGGAGUGCCAACCAGACUUUGGGGACGCACAGGGCAAGGCCGUUCAGCGAAUCACUAAACAGUAUGGCGGACCAUCGAUGAAGUGGGAUGGUGGUGAGACCUAUAACAUUGUCGGUCAGAUUGGUAAAGGCGCCUUUGCGACCGUUUACCAACUUGCUGAAAAGAUGACUGGAAAGCUUCUCGCUGCCAAAGAGUUGGAAAAGCGCCGGUUCAUGAAGAAUGGUAUGCUAGACAAGAAGAUCGACAAUGAGAUGAAGAUUAUGCAAGAUCUACGGCACCCGAACAUCGUCGAGUUCGUUGAAUACCACGACCAGGGUGAUUAUCUUUACAUCAUCAUGGAGUUCGUACGGCAAGGCGAUCUACAAGGCUACCUCAACCAGUAUGGAUCCAUGAAGGAGCAUGUUGCGAGGUUGAUGGCCCAGCAAAUCCUGAGCGCACUCAGUUAUCUUCACCGCGCGAAAAUCACUCAUCGCGAUAUCAAGCCUGACAACAUCCUGAUCUCCGAUCUGGACCCUUUCACAGUCAAGCUAUCAGAUUUCGGACUCUCCAAAGUUGUCAAACACGAGGAGACCUUCCUCAAAACCUUCUGCGGGACUCUGUUGUACUGCGCUCCAGAAGUAUUUCCUGAUUUCAACGGCCAAUCGAAAGGCACCAAGCGCCGGCGCGGCGCCAAAACAUACCACUCGUAUAGCUCUUCUGUGGAUAUAUGGUCCUUUGGUGGUGUGCUCUGGUACGCUCUAUGCGGCGAGCCUCCGUUCAAGGGUAUCGCAGAUGCUACCGGCGAAGCUAUGUUCAACAAUAUCAUGCGCACUCCUCUCGACCCGACACCGCUGCACAAGGCAGGUGUGUCCGCCGCUUGCAUCGAUCUUCUGACGCGCAUGCUACAGACAGACCCUGCAGCCCGUCCCACCGAUCGCGACUGUCUUAACCACCCUUGGCUCAAGGACGGCGCACAGUUUCUCGCUGACCCGACUCUUCAGUCCAUUGCGGAAGAAGAGGAGCCUGAAGAAGCAGAGCAGCAACUAUCGCAGCUCAGUAUCCAGGAGGAGGAGAUCCCCGAGUCGGACGAAGAAGGCGACAUCCUAUCUGAUGACGAGCUCAUGGCUUUUGUCACAGAGCGUCAACCGAAACGAGUUCGUGCCGAUCCUUUGUACCCUCGCAAUCAGACGCGAGACCACGAGGACUCCAGCAUCGAGCCUUCGUUUACUUCCUCACAUCUCGUGAAUGACGAGAGCUUCCAACUCAUUCCAACACCCAGGCAGCCUCGUUUGUUCGGUGAGAUUGGACAGUCUGCUUUGCAGAGCUCGGGAGUCUUGAGCGCUCAUGCCAACGAUGCGCUUUCGCAGGAUGGAUCUGUUCGCCUGGUUCAGAACGAUGGAGCAGGCAACACUAGUCACACUGCCGGUGAGGCGGAGUUCCAGGGUCCUUUUACUGCGCCUGCGCAGCUAGAGCGCGGCUUCUCUUCGCCUAGCCUCCUUGGUGCUGAGUCUUUGGUACGAGAUCUCAAUAUGACCUCGCCGUAUUCACCAGUAUCUAGGACGCAGAGUCCGGUGAUGCCAGCGACGCCCAAGACGCCGGAAGUCGUUCAACACAGCUCCCUGGAUCAGUCGUCCAAGGACUUUAGUCAAGUCAGCGAGCCUACUCCGAGAGCACGACCUUCCGGAAUGAACCGGCAGAUUAAUCUCCCUUUGACUGCUUCCUAUUACUACGAUCCGAAGGACCCGACUACGCAUAAUCUGGAGUAUGCUUCUAGAGUAAGCGGGUUCGACUUUGUGUCCAACAGUCGCGAUGCUACGAGUAAUACAUCCGCAUAUCCCGACACGACAGCAGCAUCGGAGGCAAGUGCGCUAUCAACAACAUCGAGCAUUGCGGCAGCACCAUCUUCAGCGGUAGCAAUUCCUUCAGUUCCUGUGGAAAUCGACAUCCGUCCACCGCCACGGCGGCUGGGUAAGCUCAUCGCAACUCCCGAUUCAUUUGCGCCCAACCUUGUUCUCAACAUUGAUCAGAGCAAAACUUCCUGGGGCCGCUUGGGCAACAAUACGAUCGUAUACGAGCACAGAGGUGAUACACGCGUUCCCAAAACGGCUUUCAUUGUGUUCUUCUAUUCGCCUGGUGGUCAAGCACAAGAGACUGUAGAGGAACUAUCGCAACAGGGCAAAGAUUGGACCACCUUGGAGAACCUGAACGUUGGUAUCUGGACUUGCGCAACACACGGUAUCUCGAUCAAUGGCAAACACCUGAAGCAGAAGGAUGAUAAGGGUCGUGCUCUUUUCGGACAUCUACAUACUGGCGAUAUCGUACAGGUAUACCACGAUGCCCGCGGAACUGAGUGCCUCAAGUUUCGUUGCGAGUUCUACGCCGGAGCUGGCAAGGAGCCACGACCGGCAGGCAACAGCUUCGGCACACUGAUCGGUAAUAGGCUCGAACAGUAG